Molecule: messenger RNA, 1179 nt
Organism: Bathycoccus prasinos
Lineage: Eukaryota; Viridiplantae; Chlorophyta; Mamiellophyceae; Mamiellales; Bathycoccaceae
Product: DNA-directed RNA polymerase III subunit RPC3
Exons: 1
Coding region: 1-1179 (392 amino acids)
Cellular component (GO): RNA polymerase III complex
Molecular function (GO): single-stranded DNA binding
Source: RefSeq, a predicted model, not a curated record
AUGGCGAAUCCUCUCGGAAACAGACUAGCGCUUCAUAUCAUGAGGGACCUUUUUGGAGAAGUCGCCGAAAAUGUCUGCACAACUUUAAUGCAUCACGGGGAAGCUACUUUGGAUGAGAUACUUUCCAAGACUAUGCCUGUUGAAAAGAAUAAAAUUCAACGGAUUAUUUAUGUCCUUUUGAAACAACGCUGUAUCAGAUUCUCCUCGAACCAGGUAAAAGGGAAACAAGAAACAAAAUACACCUUUCAUUCCAGCGAUGUGUUUAAGUUUAUGAGACAACCAAUCAUACUCAAAAAUUUGAACUCGGGUUUGGAAAUAAAUGAGCGAAAAAUGUUAGUAUACUUAUUACUGCAUGGUUCGGUUUCAUGUCAAAGAAAUUCAACUGUCUUUGCAAGUUUAAAAAAAUCUAUCGAUGAGAUUUCCAUAAAUAAACAUCUAGAAGAUAUGGCCUCAAAAACAAUUAUAUUUCCCUCUUUUCCAACAACGAACGGGAUUCAAUAUAAAGUAUGGUACAUAAACAACGACAAAAGUUUUGUAACUGAGUCUUGUAUUAGUAACUGUUUAAAACCGCAAAUUACAGAAGCGCUAGAUGAAAACAAAAUAGAAAUGGAUAGGACAAUAAAGCAUAAAAAUGUGCAUCUCAGUCCUAAGGUUACGAGGACCUUUGAAUCAGACAAAAGAAUGAUACAGAUCGUUAUUGAAUCAGUAGUUCACCAGCGAUUUGGCCUACUCGCAAAGCGUAUUUUUCGCUUACUUUUUAUCAACCGUCGUCUUGAUCAAAAAGAAAUAUCGGAAAUGGCAAUGCUCCCAAUAAAGCAAACUCGUGAAAUCUUGUAUAAACUUUUCAAAAGUGAAUACAUUAAAAUUCAAGAAGUUUCUCGAACCUCUGAUCAUGCUCCUUCACGGACACUGUAUUUUUGGUAUGUUGAUCUUGAUUGCAUCAGGCAUAAGAUUUGUCAAAAUUGUUUCCAAGCCUAUCUGAAUAUAUCAAAAAUUCUUUCCAAGAAAUACGCCAAUGUUGAACGAGGGUCAAAUAUGUCUUCAGAAGAAAUCUUAUUUCAGUACUGUUCCGACCGCGGUAGAAUGAUACAGGGGGCUUCCUUUAGUAUUAAAUAUCUAGCACGCAUUGCUUCUUUGUUUGCAGCUAUGGACCUAAUAAUGGAUAAUGAGAAGUGUUGA